Colossoma macropomum (tambaqui) is the source of this 5378-nucleotide messenger RNA. RefSeq names its product dopa decarboxylase (gene ddc). The transcript is spliced from 15 exons. Gene Ontology annotation, molecular function: aromatic-L-amino-acid decarboxylase activity; pyridoxal phosphate binding. Bases 203 to 1645 code for a protein of 480 amino acids. Gene Ontology annotation, biological process: amino acid metabolic process; catecholamine metabolic process; serotonin biosynthetic process. The record is from RefSeq and is a predicted model, not a curated record. NCBI's taxonomy places the organism in Eukaryota, Metazoa, Chordata, Actinopteri, Characiformes, Serrasalmidae.
CCACUGUGCUCAGUGCACGUGUGUGUGUGCGUGUGCGUGUUGGCUGACCCUGCAGAAAGAGUGUGUUGUGACCAGUGAGGAGGUUGAGGAGGAGGACAGCGCUUUUUGACUGACACUUUAGGUUGGAGCAAAAAUCUAGACCGUCAGGGGUCCCUGAGGAUUGGCUUAAGAACCACUGCUUUAAGGAACCAAAGUUUUUAGAAUGGACGCUGCAGAGUUUCGCAGGAGAGGGAAGGAGAUGGUGGACUACGUAGCUGAUUACUUGGAGAACAUUGAGAAGAGGCAGGUCUAUCCUGAUGUGGAGCCGGGCUACUUGAGAGCCCUUAUCCCAGAGGAGGCUCCUGAGCAGCCAGAGACCUACGAGGAUGUGGUCAAGGACAUCGAAAGGGUCAUCAUGCCAGGGAUCACUCACUGGCACAGUCCGUACUUCUUCGCUUACUUCCCCACUGCCAACUCCUUUCCUGCCAUGCUGGCAGACAUGCUGUCUGGAGCUAUUGGCUGUAUUGGCUUCUCCUGGGCUGCGAGUCCGGCCUGUACGGAGCUGGAGACGGUAAUGCUGGACUGGUUGGGGAAGAUGCUGAACCUGCCUGAGGAGUUUCUAGCUGGCACAAAGGGAAAAGGAGGAGGUGUCAUACAGGGAACCGCUAGUGAAGCGACUCUGGUGGCGCUCCUGGCCGCCCGCUCCAGAAUGGUGAAGCGGAAAUUAGCUAACGAUCCUGAGCGACAAGAAGCUGACAUCAUAUCCAAACUAGUGGCCUAUUCCUCCGACCAGGCUCAUUCAUCAGUGGAGCGAGCAGGCCUAAUAGGAGGUGUGAGGAUGAAAAAAAUUCCAACUGACUCCAAGUUUUGUGUUCGGGGGGAGGCCUUUAGAAAAAUCCUUGAAGAGGACAAGGCAGCGGGCCUCAUUCCCUUCUACUUUUGUGCCACAUUGGGAACGACUCCAUCGUGUGCAUUUGACUGCAUCACUGAGAUUGGGCCUAUAUGUAACACAGAAGGAAUAUGGAUGCAUAUUGACGCGGCCUAUGCCGGAAGUGCGUUCAUCUGCCCCGAGUUCCGACCUCUUCUGGAUGGUGUAGAGUUUGCAGACUCCUUCAACUUUAACCCACAUAAAUGGCUGUUAGUGAACUUUGACUGCUCCACAAUGUGGGUGAAGAACAGAACUGACAUCAUUGCAGCGUUUAAGAUGGACCCACUUUACCUGAAGCACGACCACCAAGAAUCAGGGCUCGUGACAGAUUACAGACACUGGCAGAUCCCACUGGGUCGGAGGUUCCGCUCACUGAAGAUGUGGUUUGUGUUCCGCAUGUACGGCCUCAGAGGCCUGCAGGACUACAUCCGCAAGCACGUUGCAUUGGCUAAGGAGUUUGAGGCUUUGGUCCGAGCGGAUGAACGCUUUCAGAUCUCCGCGGAUGUGGUGCUGGGCUUGGUCUGUUUCAGACUGAAGGGUUCUAAUGACCUGAAUGAAGCUCUGCUGAAGAGGAUUAACAGCGCUCGUAGGAUUCACCUGGUUCCGUGUCAGCUUUCAGGCAGAUUUGUGCUGCGCUUCGCAGUGUGUGCUCGAACCACCGAGUCACGUCACGUGCAAGAGGCCUGGGCACACAUUGCCCAGCUGGCCACUGAACUGCUCCGCCAGUUCCCGCAAUGACCCUCACGAUGACCACCAUCCAGCACAUUCACACAUGGCCAUUUUCCUUAUUGUGUUUGCCCAUUGAAGAGAAAUUAGUCAGUCAGCAUGUAUGUGCACCAUCUAGAGUACUGGACUAUGCUUGACCACCCUCUAGAGUCAGAGACCACCCUUGAUGUAUUUAAUUUCCAUUCUAAAUGGCCUUUGAGCACAUUCAUUUUUCAUUGUCAGGGAAAAAAGCAGCAAACAUGUAUCUGUUAUAUCAUAUGUAUAACAGAACAUCACAAUAGAAACAUCAACAACUACAUACAUAUUUUUUUCAGUCUUUAGUUGUGUCCACACUUCACCUUUAUUACAGCUUCUAUUCUUUUCAGGAGACUUACUUUCAGUUUUUCAAAGAAAUCUGCAGGGAUAUUUUUCCACACCUCUGACACGUUCAGUGACGUUGAGGGCUGGACUCUGGAGUGGCCAGUCCAGUGCCAGUCCUGGCCUUCCAUGCCCCUAAGCAAAACUUGACAAUGAUUUACAAAAGUUCUUUUUUGUCUAUUUCCUUUUCUCAGUAACAGCUUCUUAACAGCUACACAUCCUUUAAGACCCUUAGCGCUAAGUUUUACUCAGUGGCCAUUUUGACUGGAUAUUAAAUAAAUGAAGAGUGGCCUGUGGCUUUUACACAGUACUGUACCUUUUUAAAACAUUCGAGCUCAAGUUCAGUCUCAACAUAGUCGUUCGGUUUCCCACCAAGAGCACAACAUAAGCAGAAUGGCCGCUGUGUGAAUAAGGCUAAUGAUCGCACUGACCGCACUGACUUACACCCAUCCUGCUGCUGCUGCACUUCUUCCCUGUACUCUCCUAUGUUUGUGUAUUGUGUGUGUGUGUGUGUGUGUGUGUGUGUGUGUGUGUGUUUAUCUCAGUCUAAUGUGUCUUUAUGUUGUAAAGGUACAGUCCAGUCUUUUUGUUAUGCAUGUCCACUCUAAAGCUUCUGCGUUAUUGUCUACCAUGACAAUGUGUGUGCUUGAAUGUGUGUCUGUAUUCAGUGUUGAGCAAUGAAGUAUAUUUCACAAAUAUGAAGGAUAUAUAUUACUGUUAUGGGGGGUAAAAGAAGGUUUAUUGGAUAUGUAGGCCUACAUCAUUCUCUCACUACAUUAUUAAAUACUGGAGUUUGAGCUUUAAUGCUUGUGUAUGACUUACAGUUUCCUGAGAGAACAUCAAAACAUUCCUGUAUGGUUAACCAAUGAAGCAUUUGGUUUUCCUCAAUUAAAAAAUGUUUUGCGUGCCAAUUCGGACACUUUCUUUAAUCUUACAUUUGUAGCAACUUUUACAAAUAAGUGUCGUUCCAAUUUAUCAUAGAUCCAUUCUCCACAAAAGUGAUACAUAGGCUGUAGGGGUUUUUAAGUUUUUUCACUUUUUUUCACAAUUUUGUGACACCUGUUUGUCAACCUGCAACCUGAAAUUACAGAUGAAUAAUCAAAUAGUACGUCUGCCCACAUAUUGGGCCUACAUUCCUUAGCUAGAACAUCACCUCAUACCACAAAUCUCUGGCCUAAUGGUGAAAAAAUGUGAGGGUCAAUCAAGAUACUCCCCAGUAACAAGGUCACCCAAUUCAUAAUUGCUAUCAGCCUGUUGUCCAUGGCCUGUAGGUGAGGCUAUUCACUCAUCAAAAUAAUUUGUUCUGUAUUUGAUUAGGCAUAUGUCGCUCAUGACCCCCCUUGGACCACACUGUGACCCACAAUGGGGUCCCAACCCCCAGGUUAAGAACCCCUGCUAUAGUGCAUUUCAGUUCUGAUUUGUAUAGACAAUAGCAGGCUCUUAGGAGUACAUAUGAAAACAAAUGUACACUCUUUAACCACUUUAUUUGUAAGCCCUACCUGCCUGGUGUACAAUUAGAGAUUGUAGCUCACCUGUUAGUUUGUGUUAGCCAUCCUCUAGCCUUUCAUCGAUGGUCAGUUUCAACAGCGAUGCUUUAAUCUACAUAGUGGUAGAGGGCACAGAACAGAAUGUGAAUAUCAGUUUUGUUAUUUUAUCCAAUAGUAACUCAGUAGUAUUCACUGGCAUACUAGUUUUUAUUUUAUUCAUAGCAUAUGAGUGAAAGGGGGAUUCCAAAAUCCAUGCAUAAUUAAAUGGUUAAAAGGUAAACGGUCAUUCAGAGUGGAAUGACCCUUUCUAGAGAAAUUUACCAGAAUUCCCCACGGUGGUGACAGGAUCCAGGAACGUCCAAAACAUUUAGUACCUCUAUAAGCUACUAAAGAAACCUAUUACAUGAAAUGGCUUUUGGCCUAAAACGGACGUGCUUAACUUUGGUCCUGGAGAUCUACCACCCUGCUGAGUUUAGCUUCAAUCCUAAUCUAACACACCUGAUCCAGGUAACAAAGGCCUUCAGGAGUCAGGUGUGUUGGAUCUGAACUCUGCAGGGUGGUCGAUUUCCAGGAUGAGGAUUGGCUCCCCUGGCCUUAAACUUAUUUUUAAAAUCCUAUUAUGGGUGAGAGAGCAUUGUAAGGUAAAUAGUCCCCAAAGAAAAUGUAUUGUAAAAGAGACACAGCUCUUGCACAAUUCAUGCUUUGUUAACCAGCUGUUGUUGGCCAAUACUAUGCCAUACAUAAGCAGAGUUUUCUCUUUACUAACAGCUCGUUUGCUACUCUGCUCGUGUCUUACAUCAGCUGUUGAGUGACUCUCAGUCCUUCCUGCUCCUAUACAUAUAUUAGCCCUGCCUUCACAAUAAGAGUCUUUACCAAAAUAACCCUGUGAAUAAAUGCUGAAGACCUGAUAACAUAAACUAACAUGUCAAAAACAUUUCUUGAACAGGCUACAGCGUUUUGUUUAACCAUUAUUUUACUAUCAUCAAUGCCAUUACACACAUUAUCCACACUGCUUAUCCUUCUGGGUCACAAGGGGUGCUGGAGCCUAUCCCAGUGGUCACUGGGCAGAAAUUAGCAAUGUAACAUAUAAAAAUUCAGGAGACACAUGUAGGUUUACUGGUCUUUUGUAUAGUAAAUAAAAUGGCUUUCUUUAUGUUGUAGACAUUGUGAGCCCUGGUUCCUAUCACCACCACUGUAAAGAAAUCAUCUGUGAAAUCAUCUGUGAAAUCAUCGUUUCUCAUUGAGGCAUAUCAAACCACUCUGAAUGACUUUGUUUACAUCUCAACUGCAGAAUGAUUCAGUAAUGAAUUCCUCGUUAAGCAGCACAACUCAGUCACCAAAAAGUAUUUUAGUAUAAUAUGUGUGCUGUGCUGUUGUUGCAGUAUGUUAAAGUGCAGCGUUAUAUGUUUCUUGUGUACUCCCUAACGGGCUCCAGGUUUGAAUGUACUAAACAGAUUGUGCUGUAGCUGGAGACCCUGUCUGCUCCCAUUUGGAAUGAAGGUCCUGAUGAGAACAGACAGCUGUAACAUUUCAGCCCGCAGGGCCUGCAGCAGCGCUGCACUACCAGUCUGCUUCUUGUCUCCUUGGUAACCUCCUAGUGCUGCGCUCAUUUGUGCUGUAUUCAGUUAAAACACACCUGGAGGGCAGUACGGCUGACAUUUAAGUUCCACCAUAUAUACUGUUAGUGGACGGACCAAAACAUUUACAACUACAAAUAAAGAGCUGUAAUAAAUAAUGUAUGAAAUAACUGCGAAUUCAUAUCUACUGCGUUUGUAAUCUUCAUACAAAGUCAUCUUACUCCCAUGCUUGCACUACCAAAGUGUCUAUUCCAGGCCAUUGGAUACCAUUGUAUUAAUAAAAAUGCUCAGAUGUUUGAAAUAAACACUUGAUGGAUCAACAAG